Daldinia caldariorum is the source of this 2030-nucleotide messenger RNA. RefSeq lists its product as uncharacterized. Gene Ontology annotation, biological process: protein localization to vacuole. Lineage: Eukaryota; Fungi; Ascomycota; Sordariomycetes; Xylariales; Hypoxylaceae. The record is from RefSeq and is a predicted model, not a curated record. The coding region runs from base 94 to 1902 and encodes 602 amino acids. Gene Ontology annotation, cellular component: vacuolar membrane. The transcript has a single exon.
UUAGCAGCUUUUUAAGACUAGGUACAGGUAACUAUACACAAAAAGCUUCGUUCUGUUUCUGCACCGUCGAGCACCAUCGAGCAUCGUCGAAAAAUGGCUGCCCAAGGUUACGUUCAGACGUCCCUAAUCUGGGUGACUUACGUCGUUGCAGUCGUAUUAGCUCUAGUCGCUGCUAGUAUCACCACAUUUAUAUGGCAGACCCCACGUGAACGAUCCGCGAUCGUUACCACCGUCGCCAUCGUCAGCUUAACCUCUCUUCUCGCGACCGUCUUCCUCCUUCCCGUCGACAUCGCCCUCGUCUCCUCCACCACCUCCACGGCCCUCGGAGCCAAGAAGGACUGGGCUUCCCCCCAACGCGUCAACAAUAUCCUCCUUACGCUUAAGAUCGUUUAUUAUUUCCUCUACAGCUUCGACGCUCUGCUCUGCCUCCUCGUAAUCCCCUUUGCGUACUUCUGGUACGAGGAGUACGACGAGGUCGAGGAGCAGGAAGGCAACCAGACCUUCGGUUCGCGCCUAUGGGGAGCCCUCAAGUACACCAUCGCCUUCAUACUCCUGGUCGUCAUCUUAUUCCUCGUCGGCUUCUUCGUGCCCGCUGCCGGCGCCCGCGACGACGGCAAACACCUCGAUCUCGACUUCUUCAAGAAGCUGCUCGAUGAGAACCACGGAGAGAAAGCGCUGACGUUUGGCGUCGGCUUGCUGGUCACGCUGGGGACUCUUCUCUACAUCCCAUAUACCGGCGCCGGUCUGGCUCUUUUCCCCGUCUCCUUCAUCAAGUCUGCCCCCUCCGUCUCCGCGCCGGAGCUCUCCGAAAACACCGCGUCCCAGCUGCAGCAGAACAGGGAACGCCAGAGGCAGCUGGAGAUGCGCAAUGCUGGCCGUGCGGACGGGAUACCGGUUAAAGACAGGCGCGAGCUGGAGGCUCUCGUUCGCGAGGAGCGAACCCUGGUGCGGCGCGAGAGAUUGGCUGCGGAAGCACAGGGCGAGGGCAAGGGUUUCAUCGUGAGGGCGUGGUCGAAGAUUUGUGCAGUAUUCAGGCCCCUCAAGCUCGUCGGAGGCAUGCUCCUUGUGGUGCUCGCGUUACUCAUCUGGGUCUCUAUGCUAAUCACGGGUAUCGACAAGGCCGCCAACUCGGUCUGCAAGGAACGCUGCGGAUACAUCCUGGCGCACAUCAACGUCUUCCAACCCAUCAACUGGAUCUUUUUACAGACUGCUCGUGCUUUCCCCGUAGACUACGUGCUCAUGGUGCUCCUGAUCCUGCUGUUCUUCGGUAGCUCCGUGUCGGGCCUGGCCGUCAUUGGUAUCCGGUUCUUAUGGGUACGCGUUUUCCGGAUCAGCAAGGGUCGCACAUCGCCUCAGGCCUUACUCAUUGCGACGGUUAUACUGGCACUUAUCAUGCUAGGCAUCAAUUAUGCCGUAGUCAUGAUGGUGGCACCGCAAUACGCGAGCUAUGGUACCCAAACCUUCUGCGACCUGCCUCCGAAACACCCUCUUGGACGACCCGACUGUACGGAUGUCCCCGAGGCUGUUAAGCCGUGCUCGGAAUGGGCUGGGAGCGCGUCGCGCGGGCGGUGGUCGACGGAGCCGCAGUCUGUAUGCACGCCGACCGUCAUGUCCACAUUCCUCAACCGCAUCACACUCAACUGGCCCGUGUUCGGCGCCAUUGACUUCUGGGCGCAAUUCGCCUUCCUCGGCGUCUUUCUGCUUGUAUUCCUCACGAGCCUCUUCCGCACCCCAAGACUUGAUUUCAGCGAGAUCGACGAAGAGGCUGAGGCAGACGAAGAAGAAGGCCUGCUGGCAACUACUGGGCGACGCCUCAACGCUACCUGGCAAGAUAUUACGGGCCGUCCGAAGCGAGGAAGUGGUGCGAACGGCAAUGGUUCUGGCUACGGCUCGGCCGCGUAGCUGCCCUCCUUCAAUUUGAUACCCCUCUAUCUGUUGUCUUGCUACGAAUAUGAAUUGUCUAUUUUCGUUAUGCUCAGUGGAAAGACCUGUUCAAACAAUUUGAUUCUAACAUAGCAGGCUGGCAAUUU